AUGCUUGAUGACUGCGAACAAUUUUUGAUACUUAAAGAGCACUUGGGCUCUAAGCCGCUGGCAGCUAUUGACGAUUUUGAUGUCACAGAGGACAAUUACCCCAAAGCACUCGAUCGAUUGAAGGAAUGCUUCGAUAAAAAGGCGUUGAUAAAUGUAUUAAAUGCAACGAAUGCACAUUUGAAUGCAAUGCUAUCAUUAGGUGAUUACAAAGAUAUAGCGAAUGCCAUAAUAAUUCAUUUGGUGAUGGAAAGAGUGGACGAAGAUUCGCAGGUCAAAUGGGAAGAAUCAGUGGAUUACAGGAAGCUGUCAACUUGGAAUGAAUGUUCAGCGGUUUUGACGAGGCGAUGUGAGAACCUUGAUGCAAGGGAACAUAAAGUUAAUCAAGUGAAUUCAAAGGCUGUAAACUAUCAAAAAGAGUAUAGAAAUAACCGCAACUACUCAACCUCUCUUGCAGUUACAAAACCUUUAUGUGAAGUCUGCAAUGGCAGUGGCCACGAUAUUGCAGAUUGUAGCAAGUUAAAAGAAUGCUUUAUUGUAGCACGGAGAAUAAAGCCAAAUGAACAAAGAUGCAAAAAUGGACCAUCUACGUCAACACAGGAGACAGCUCAGUCAUCAGUUAUGAACGUAAUGACUGAAAACGAGGUUUUUUUGGCAACAGCAGUAGUAAUGGUAGCGGACAAGUUUGGCAAACAUCACCAAAUGCGAGCCAUAUUAGAUUCUGGCUCUCAAGUAAAUUUGAUGUUCAGUCUGCAAUUUUAUGUUUUACCGAAAAUAACAAGCUCCAAACCUAAUCGUUAUGUCGAUGUUGCGGACUGGAAUUUACCAAAAAAUAUUCAAAUGACUGAUCCAAUGUUCAAUAAGCCAGCGCGUAUAGAUAUUUUAAUUGGUGCGGAAAUUUUCUUCGAUUUGUUGUCGAUUGGACGAAUUUAUCUUAAUGAAAGGUUGCCAACCCUACAGAAAUCCAUACUAGGGUGGAUAGUUACAGGCAAAGCAGAAGAAUGUUUAGCGCCUAGUCAUAAAAUAAAUAAUAUGCUGGUCAAUCACAACCAUAAUGAGAAUGAAAACUUGAGUCAAUUGGUUGAAAAAUUCUGGAAAAUAGAACAGAUUUCAACUAAAUCAAAUUUUUUAACCGAAGAAGAAGAGGAAUGCGAGAAAAUUUUCCGUGAAUCAAUUCGUAGAGAUACAUCUGGCCGAUUUACUACGAAAAUUCCAUUUAAAACAACAGUAAGUGAUUUGGGUGGUUCCUAUAAUGCUGCCAAACGACGAUUGGGCAUACUGCCACCUUUACCUUUGUCCAGCAAUAAAUUAACCGCUUCUAACAACAACAACGAACACAGCCAGAAGCAAGUCUUUCAGUCACAACACCAACAACAACGGCAACAAACACAACAACAGCGUCGGCAUGAAACAUCACCUAAACGUUUUAGUUCAUCACUUGGCAGUGACAACAGUACACGUGAAUCCGAAUAUAGCGAGGAACAUAGCAGCGGCUCACCAAUAUCACGCUCACCACCAAUCGUUAAACCAUUACCACAACCGACCAAUGAACUAUUUGAUUCAUUAGCUGCCGAGCUGCGUGCUAAAUUAAAUGGCAAUGGUCCUCCGUUGUUAUUGCCCCCACGUGAUUAUGAUACCGUACAUCGCUCUAAGGGGAAUCUAACAGCAAUUGAAUUGCGUCGUUGUCGGAAUGCAUUGAUUGUGGGCGGUCCGACAGUUAAUUCUCCAACAGCGCAAACUGCAGCUACAAAUGGCAAACAAGUAUCAUCACGUGGUUCAUCUGGCAUCGGUUCUGAUUUAGCACCUAGCCCAGAGCGUCAAGAACUAAAUAGCUCAAGUGAUGAUGAACACUGGUCAAAUGAAGCAGAUAACUCUGUUAUUGCUUUGAAACCUUCUCAAAUACCUGUUGAACGUUCUAUACCAAUUAUACCACAUCAUCCACUACUGAAUCGUAAAAGUGCUAUACAACCUCCGGAGGAUAGUUAUUUACGCGAUUUACCAGCUAAACCAUACGUGCCUCGUUCAACUACAAAUAACAACAACAGUAAUAACAACAAUCGCGACAAAAUAGUCUCAAACCGAAUAAUUAAUGAACGUGAACAACGUUCAAAGACUCCUUCAUCUACUUCUUGGUCUAAGGAGGAUGAAAUUAAGCCCAUCAUCAUGCGUCCUGCUGAUUACGAUGCAAAAUUUAAUCGUGUCAUGCAAGCCGAACAAAAGCCCGAACAUAAUCGCCGUCACGACGCAGCCCCAAGGGAACAUGCUAAGUUGCAUGAUACUGAUAAAUAUAACGAAAUUAAUCGCUUGCUGAAUAAAAAAUUGUCUUUAGAGCAACGACCCAAACAUAAAAGUAAUGAAGUUGAAGAUUUCGAUGAUUCUGAUCCUUCAAUUGAUCAAGUACCGCCACAUGCACCAUCUAGUUAUCGCAAGGAAAAUCUAACAGAUAAGCAGAAAUUUUUGGAAUACAAUUCUAAAAAGCAAACUAAAUCGUAUGCCGCAGAGGAGGUGCAAAGAUAUGGUGGUCGCCAUCGAUAUGUUGAUCCAGCUGAUUUACCUUUUGAUCAACCAACACAUAACAAAUAUGCUGCUGUACAUCACACCACUCACUCACCAGAACGUGCACCGGUUGAACCUGAACAUCGAAAUAUCUCACGCGAAAAAGAACGCUACAGAGAACGUGAGCGCGAACGUGAACGAGAUAAUGAACGCGGACGCGAUCGAGAACGAGAUCGUGAACGUGAACGAGAGCAUUUCUCACGCAGUAACGAACGCAAUCCCUAUCGCGAACCAGAAAGCAUACCUUACAUACAAAGCAUGGAAAAAAUGAUGAAAUCCUCCGCUAUGCGUUAUAAAUCAUUCGAAGGAGUUUCUGAAUCUGUCCCUUCAACUAAAGAAGAAGCACACACAAAAGUAAGCCAACGUAGCAAGUCAUAUCCAAAGAACGAUGAUGACAAGAUAGAAUAUAAUAGAGGAAGGUCAGAGUAUGCAGCAUCUGCAAGCAGUAAUGUUUCACCAAAAGAACGAUUUAAGGAUGCAAAAGAUAAGUUUCGCGCAAUGGAACGUAAUGGGAGCAGAUAUGAUUUAGCAGAUGAAAAUGACGGUUCAGAAUACAAAUCACGUCGACAUGGUUCAAGAGAACGGUCUGAUAAAAUACGUACUUAUGACAAUUGGAGUGAUGAUGAAUAUUUAGAUGAUGCACCACCAGCACCGGUUAGUAGAUCACGUAGUCAAUGGGAACAUCAAAGUAGUAAAUCUCGUGAUCGAACAGAUUUUGCACGCGAAAAUUCUAGAGAACACAUAAGAGAACGUGAACGUGAUACACGAGAUCAUAGAGAUUAUGGUCGCGAUAAUCGACAGCGAGAACCUUCUAGCAAGCGUUCUGACCCAAAAGACAUACGUGAAUAUCCAAGAGAACCAUAUCGUGAACAUCGUUACGAACAACGCAGUACGCCACGAGAUGCUGCACCAAUACGAGAACACAAAAGGGACUCAUCACGCGAAUAUAUUAGGGAGCAUGUCAAACGCGAUUACUCUCCAGAUGCUCGUUCUGAUCAUCGUUCAGAUUAUACUGUUCGUUCAAAUGAAAAACAACGUUUAGCACACCCACAUUCCGAAAAAUAUCCAUCUUCGCCGCCAAGCAAUGGAGCGCCUAUUUCAAAUGGUAAAAAUCUUUCUAAUCUUAAUAAAGGUUAUCGUCACAGUUAUGCAGAACCUGUUUUCGCUCGUUCAGGCGGUCGAGUGGGUUUGGCUGCUGUUAAUCCCUAUUGAAUAUAGGUGCAGAAUUUAAAUGGAAAACCUUUAUUAUACAAUAAGUUUAUAAAAUAUAAUACUAAUCACUUAAAUGUU
Molecule: messenger RNA, 3843 nt
Organism: Teleopsis dalmanni
Lineage: Eukaryota; Metazoa; Arthropoda; Insecta; Diptera; Diopsidae
Product: zinc finger CCCH domain-containing protein 13-like
Exons: 6
Coding region: 1-3765 (1254 amino acids)
Source: RefSeq, a predicted model, not a curated record